UGGACCUAUAGUCUCAGAGCGGAACCACCUCUCCCCACAUUUCCUGAACCUCUUCACACAACACUCAUCCUGAAGAGCAGCACCAGAUUCUAAAUCACUGCUAACAGCUUCCGGACCAAUUGGAGCGGUUUCGAAGACAUAAUGCCGCCCAAAAAAAAAAAAAAGAAACCGAAUGAAUAGCCACCAUAACGAAAGGAAAUACGAAGUAUGGAUAAAAUAAUGGAAAAGCAUAUCCAAAAUGUAUCCGUGAAGAGUCAGUACCUCUUUAAUAGGUCCAUGGUGAAGAAGACGCCCCUCAGAGCGUGGACCUAUAGGCUCAGAGCGGAACCACCUCUCCCCACAUUUCCUGAACCUCUUCACACAACACUCAUCCUGAAGAGCAGCACCAGAUUCUAAAUCACUGCUAACAGCUUCCGGACCAAUUGGAGCGGUUUCGAAGAGUCCAUGGUGAAGAAGACGCCCCUCAGAGCGUGGACCUAUAGGCUCAGAGCGGAACCACCUCUCCCCACAUUUCCUGAACCUCUUCACACAACACUCAUCCUGAAGAGCAGCACCAGAUUCUAAAUCACUGCUAACAGCUUCCGGACCAAUUGGAGCGGUUUCGAAGACCAAAAUCACGACCAUAAUGCCGCCCAAAAAGAGAAGAACAACCUCAACAAAUGGCAAUACGAUAAACAGGUUUCUUAAAAGGAUAGGAGUAAGAGAGAACACUGGUGCGAACAGGGAAGAGGUCGGGGAGGAAGGAGUCACAGGUGGAGGAGUCACAGGUGAAGGAGUGAGAGGUGGAGGAGUGCCAGGUGGACGAGUGAGAGGUGGAGGGAGUGAGAACACUGAUGCAACUCAGGAGGAGACUGCAGGGGGUGAGAGGACCUCCAAUCUACCGGACACGCCCUCUGUGAACCCGGGCACGCCCUCUGUGAACCCGGGCACGCCCUCUGUGAAGCAGGAGGAAAAGGAAGAAGAGCAACAUGGACAUAACAUCAACUGGAAGUAUGACAAAGAAAAUAAAAAGUACAGCUGCUACUGCAACAAAGCUGGGACAAUCUACGAAUCCCUUCAGAGAUUUGAUAAAUUUCAAGAGCUAGAAAAAAAAAGUGCCAAAGCAGAUCCCAAAAAGAAAAAAGAACUUGUUAUUUUAAUUUCAGUUAAGAAAGCUAUUAGUUCACAUUUUCCAUGCCCGCACAUUCGUACUGAAAACCUGAUCAUAAAGUACAUAACUGCAAACGAUGACCAGACAACUACGGAAAGUAUAAAAAUAGAGAAUCCUGGCGAGAUUGUAAUAUUUUCCAUGAAAACAUUUGGACAUAGAAACAUAAGUAAGCUGGUUAUGAAAAAUCCUGAGCUGAAAAAAACAGUGGAUGAGGUUUUGGUGUAUGGGUACAAAGGUCAAACCGUGAGAGGAGCUUUGGAGCAAGAUGGACGUUUUAAUGACGAGGUAUUACAAAGCAAUUAUUUUCUGGAGGACACAAAGGAUGGUAAUCUCACUGAAAUGUCCAGCCCUGUAGAUGUACUGCAUGAAAAAUGUUUCUCGGUGAGGCGUAUUGGUAAAAACGGGACAGAACAUGAGGCAAAGUCAAGUAGGAAUGCAAGCCCCAAAGGCAAUCAGCCAACCCCAGAUCAGAGCAAGCAGCCAAAUCCAAAUCAGAGCGAUCAGCCAAAUCAAAAUCAGAGCAAUCAGCCAACCCCAAGCAAGAGCAGUCAGGUGUCCAUCUAUCAGCCUAUACCGAACUCUGAGGACCUGUUGCAACUCCUUCGUUCUCAGUUUAAAGAUCUUGUCAAACAAAUGAAAGAACGGAAUAAUCUUACUUCUAUAGCUUACCGAAAUCUUCUCUCUCAAGAGUUUGGGAAAAGCACAAAGUUUUGCCAUGAGGUGAGAGCGAUGAGGAAGUUUCUAGAGCUUGGUGAUUCUGUUUGUCAGGUGAGAAUAGAUGUCUCGGCAGUAGGGAGUGGCUUUCUUCUAUUUGGAAAGUACAUCCUAACAAAUGGCCACGUAGUCCUUGAUGAGGCAAAACACCCGAGGGAAAAGAUAACUGUUAUUUUCUCCUAUGAGGAACUUACAGACAGCCAGUUAAUGGAUGUGAAGGUCGUUGCCAGUGAGCUUUAUGAUGAUGCUGCAGGCCACAAGCAUGAUUGGGCUUUGCUGGAGGUCUGUGAUGAUCUAAAUGCCCAACCAAUAAAGCCUCUACUGAAGGACUUUGGAUUGGUUACUGAAAGGGGUCAGAUUUGCAUCAUCGGGCACCCGGAGGGGAAGGUCAAAAUGAUGGACCCAUGCUUCACAAUCCCUAUCUCUGAACGUGAGCAAAAGAUUUUUGUAACUGGAAAUUACUUUCCUCCACACCCAAUGGACAGGAACAUACAUACCUAUGAAAGCUGUUUUUAUGGUGGCUCAUCUGGCUCACCUGUCUUUGAUGACAAUUACAAAGUUGUAUCGAUGCACACUGGGGGAUUCUCCGUCGGCCAGACACAGGGCUAUGUCCUUGAGUAUUCACUUCCCCUGUCACUCAUUAUUGAACAAAUCAUUAUUCAGAUAGUGAGAGAAAAAAAAGUGCAUGUGCUGUUGGCAAUGAUCACCUGCGUCAUUCACCCAGUAGUGAAGGAUAACCUAAAGAAAAUAGUUGAAUUGAACCCCACAGAAUUUAUCUGGACAGAAGAUGAAAUGAUUAACCUCACCGAAUCAUUCAGUGAAAUAGACAAAGCUCUACUAAAGGGCUUUUUUGGAUUUUUCUCACAGAGAGAUGAACCCAUGGACACCAGCAGCUAGGGUAUGUUAGCUUUACUUUAGUAAACCUCUACUUUCUAUUAUGCAUUUCCCUCAUACUCUGGAAAAUAGUCAAAUGCAAUUGUAGCCGUUUACUCUUUGCCACUCCUUCUAGGUGGCUGUCCCUCCACCUAGAUGACGUUACUGGGCUCAAUCCACACAAGAACAAAGGCAGUUUAAACCAGUUUAGUGUAGUUUGAGCAAUAUUAUGUGCAGUGCAGGUGCUCCAUGCUGCCAUCUCAGAGAUGUAUCCUGAGGGUUUGUGGAGAUGUCUGGUUUAAGAUGUGUGCAAUGAAUGCCCAAUGCACCCCAGGGGUGCAGGCUCCCCCAGCCCCAGAGUCACAUCAUUCUGACUCUGGCCAGGUGAGGCUGCUCAAAUCAGCCAUUAACACGCUUCAAAACAAUCUAUUAAUUAGGGAUUAGAGGCUGACAUGCCAACAGUAAAUCUUACAAAAUGUACCUUAAUGUCAUUUUUCCAUAUCUCUUAACUCUUCCACUUAAUCUGUCAUCUAUAUUUGUGACCAAAUAACGUUUGUAAGUACUUACAUCAGUAAAUCAUAUUGAGAUCAAGCAAAUUGAUAAUUGAUUAUUUUUUUAAUUGUAUAUAUGUUUUUAAAGCUUUGACAUGUUUUGUGACUUCAUACUAUUUGUAAAUUAGUUUAAAUUUGAACAUUUAAAUCACGUUCAAAAUCUGCUAUUUUAUUUGUCUACAGCUUUUUUGAAUUUCUAUUAAAUUUUUCACAUUUUAUGCAUUUUUUGUAAUGCAUGGUUUUUUAGACUAUAAAGUUGCAACCAUGGUUUUAAUGGAUUUAUUUUUACACUGAUAAUAAACAAAUUCAAUUCGGGA
Gadus morhua (Atlantic cod) is the source of this 3605-nucleotide messenger RNA. Its product is annotated as protein FAM111A. The transcript has 9 exons. The record is from RefSeq and is a predicted model, not a curated record. Gene Ontology annotation, biological process: DNA replication; proteolysis. Gene Ontology annotation, molecular function: serine-type peptidase activity. Gene Ontology annotation, cellular component: chromatin; nucleus. NCBI's taxonomy places the organism in Eukaryota, Metazoa, Chordata, Actinopteri, Gadiformes, Gadidae. Bases 626 to 2761 code for a protein of 711 amino acids.